Poecilia latipinna (sailfin molly) is the source of this 2014-nucleotide messenger RNA. RefSeq names its product BCL2 interacting protein 1a (gene bnip1a). The coding region runs from base 66 to 752 and encodes 228 amino acids. The transcript is spliced from 6 exons. Lineage: Eukaryota; Metazoa; Chordata; Actinopteri; Cyprinodontiformes; Poeciliidae. Gene Ontology annotation, cellular component: endoplasmic reticulum; SNARE complex. Gene Ontology annotation, biological process: retrograde vesicle-mediated transport, Golgi to endoplasmic reticulum. Gene Ontology annotation, molecular function: SNAP receptor activity. The record is from RefSeq and is a predicted model, not a curated record.
CACACUGUCUGUAUGAAACGGGCAGCUUCCUGCUUGCCGUAGUUGUAGCCGGCUACGUUGGCAACAUGGCGACUUCAGAUGUCCACGUCCGAUUGUGUGAGCAAGAAAUACUCAAAUAUGACUUGGAAAUCAAGGCUCUCAUCCAGGACAUCACGGAGUGCAACGGCCCUCAGAGCAAGCUGACAGAAAUAAACACAGAUGUGAAAAAGCACUUUCACAACCUCAGAUUAAGGAUUCAGGACUUUGAGCGGAUGGCGAUGGAACAAGACAGAGAGUCGGACAAGCAGGCUUUGCUCAGUCAAGUAGAGGGACACAGAAAGCAGAUGCUGAGCAACCAGACGGCCUGGAGGAAAGCCAACCUCGCCAGCAAACUGUCCAUGGACAAAAUGGAGAAGCAGACACUGCUUAAUGGAGCCGAUGGCGACGUGAGGAAGAGGAAGAUGACCAAAGAGGGCCUCGCCCAAAGUGCCAGCGACAUUACAGAGAAUCUCAUGAGCAUCAGCCGGAUGAUGGCCCAGCAGGUUCAGCAGAGCGAAGACUCCAUAACAACACUAGCAACCUCGUCGAGAACGAUUCAAGAGACGAACGAGGAGUUCAAAGCCAUGACUGGGACCAUCCAGCUGGGCAGGAAGCUCAUCACCAAGUACAACCGCAGGGAGCUCACUGACAAGCUGCUCAUCUUCUUGGCGCUGGCUCUGUUCUUUGCAACGGUUCUCUACAUCCUCAAAAAGAGGCUGUUCCCUUUCUUAUAGACCAGAGGCUUCGGAGGAUCCCCCCCCAAAUUCAGACGAAUCUCCCUGCCAUAGCUGGCCAACGUUCGCUGUGAAUUCCAAGCUGCUCUGGAAAAAUUCUGUUCACAAAUAGGAGGAUAAUCCUGCAUGUCUGCAGUUCUUCUUGGUGUUUAAUUUAUUGAGCUUUACGUUUGUCACACUAAAGAAAACAGUGCUUUAAAUGUAAAUCUGUGGUUUGAUGGCCAGUUAGAUUACAAUGUGUUUAUGCAUCAUUAUUGUUUUUGAUCUUAAAUUAUCUUAGAGGUGGAAAGACCGUGCAAAUCACAAGCAAAAUGCAUGUUUUUUUUUUCUCUCUCCAUCAGAUAAGUAGUCUGAUAAAAGUUCUGAAGCUGCAAUAGUUUGUAAUAUAAUCGAUUCGUUUUAACUGGUAACCUGAAGUUAUAUGCAUGUUCAUUUCGGAAGCAAAUCCAGAGCUUAAUAUUUCUGUGCAGCUGAAUUUGCCAGUUUUUAUUAUUCAGCAUAAGCAACUUACAAAAACACUUCAACCUUUUUGUAUCAACGCUGUUCGUCACCAAGUUCUGUACAAUUGCUAUUGUGUAUAAUUUGUAACUGCUAAAAACUGUGCUGGUUUUCUGAAUUGCCAUGUCGAAUGUUGUCACCUUCGUAUAAUAAUGGCGUAAGUCUUUUUUUUUUUUCCCCAAAAGUGAUUUUUGGAAAAACAAAAACGUCUGGCAACAUCGAUUUAGGCAAGGAAAAAAAUAAAUACGUUUUGACGAAAAAAAGACACGGACCAUUAUUUUACGAAGAUGUCAAAAUGUUUUUAUGUUUUUCUUUUUUUUUUGAGGGAUCACACUUGUUUCAGGUUUCAUUCCGGCUUCAAACCCAGCAGGGUUUCAUGUGCUGCACUGAAGCAGCAGCAGCGCCGUUCACACCGGCAGAGAUGGAGCCACAUUCAUCCGCUGCCUUUCUUCAGAUAAGACCCGGAAAAGCAGAUUAUUCCGACAGUCCCCCCCCAACUGCCCUCUUAUUCCAGUGUGGGUGGCGGAUGAGUGAGGGUUGAUAUUUUUAGGUUUGUGCGCUGCCGUUAUCUGACGUCGCCUUUUCAACACCACAGAGGAGAGGAUGGUCAGAGAAGCUACAUGACCUUGCUAGCCUCUGUGCAACUGCUUUCCAUUGCCUGUUGGUUUGUCAUACGAAUAAUUUUUAUUUGUUAUUUUUUUAAUUUUUUUUAUUUUUUGCCGGAUUUUAAUAAACAUUAACCGCUUCUGUAUUUUACGCUUGAA